This is a messenger RNA of Sinocyclocheilus rhinocerous, 3030 nucleotides long. Its product is annotated as glycosyltransferase-like protein LARGE2. The record is from RefSeq and is a predicted model, not a curated record. Lineage: Eukaryota; Metazoa; Chordata; Actinopteri; Cypriniformes; Cyprinidae. Gene Ontology annotation, cellular component: Golgi apparatus. The annotation marks the transcript as partial. The transcript is spliced from 10 exons. Gene Ontology annotation, biological process: protein O-linked glycosylation via mannose. Gene Ontology annotation, molecular function: xylosyltransferase activity; glucuronosyltransferase activity.
UGUGCCGUAUCAGAUGGGCGUUCCCUGCUCCUCUCCGCAUGCUUGGUGGAAUCUACAGAAGCACGACUGCUGGAACGGGACGUCCUGGCAUCGCGGGUUCGAGAGGUGGAGGAAGAGAACCGGCAGAUCCGCCUCCAGCUGAGCCAAUCGCAGGGCCUGGCUGCCCAGCCUGUCGAGGGUAACUAUGGCAACCAGCAGUGGGUGGCAUCAGCAGACACUGGUCCAGAAGAUGCGGAGAACACAGCCGAGGAACGGGCCAAUCACAGCGAGUGUUCUCGCUCACCCACCGCAGAGAAGUGUGAGUUGAUUCAUGUGGCGUGUGUGUGUGCGGGUCACAACGCCAGUCGGGACGUGGUUACUCUGGUGAAAUCCAUCCUGUUUCACAGGAGAAACCCACUACACUUUCAUUUCAUCACAGAUACAGUGGCCAAUCAGAUCCUCAGCACUCUGUUCCAGUCGUGGAUGGUGCCGUCCGUACAAGUCAGCUUCUAUGACGCUGAUGAACUCAAAUCGGAGGUGUCAUGGAUACCAAACAAACACUAUUCAGGAAUUUAUGGCCUGAUGAAGCUCACACUCACCAAAGCUCUGCCAUCCAACCUUUCAAAGGUCAUCGUCCUCGAUACAGACAUCACCUUCGCCACUGACAUCGCUGAGCUGUGGGCCAUCUUCCGGAAGUUCACAGAGAAACGGGUGAUUGGUCUGGUAGAGAAUCAGAGCGAUUGGUACCUCGGUAAUCUGUGGAAAAAUCACAAACCCUGGCCAGCCCUCGGGAGGGGCUUUAACACAGGUGAGGGCUUGCAGCUUCUAUUUCAACUCUGCUUAUCAACCAACACUGUGUUCCAAACAGCAGUUUUUCUUCAGCACGCACUAGAGGAGUUAGAUGAGGACGACCAGUGCUAUGAUUUUCGGAGGGAGCGAAUCAUGGUGCACAGGGUGCAUCUGUACUUCCUGCAAUAUGAAUACACACCUACAGAUGAUGGCACAGACAUCACGCUGGUCGCACAGCUCUCCAUGGACAGACUGCAGAUGCUGGAGGCCAUCUGUAAACACUGGGAGGGCCCCAUCAGUUUGGCCCUAUACAUGUCUGAUGCCGAGGCUCAACAGUUCCUGCGUUACGCUCAGGCCUCUGAAGUCCUCAAGAACCGCAAGAAUGUAGGCUAUCAUAUUGUUUAUAAGGAGGGUCAGUUCUACCCUGUCAAUCUGGUACGCAAUGUGGCGCUCCGCAACGUCAACACACCCUACGUUUUUCUGACUGAUGUCGAUUUUCUGCCCAUGUACGGCCUCUACGAUUACCUCAGAAAAAGUAUAGUCCAACUGGACAUGGCCAGUACCAAGAAGGCUCUGGUUGUGCCCGCCUUUGAGACACUGAGAUAUCGCCUCUCCUUCCCCAAAUCCAAGGCCGAGCUGCUGUCUAUGCUGGACAUGGGGACUCUCUACACCUUCAGGUAUCACGUCUGGACAAAGGGUCACGCGCCAACCAAUUAUGCCAAAUGGAGAACAGCCACAACACCAUACAAGGUGGAGUGGGAGGCAGAUUUUGAGCCAUAUGUUGUGGUGCGACGAGACUGUCCUGAGUAUGACCACAGAUUUGUUGGCUUUGGCUGGAACAAAGUAUCCCAUAUCAUGGAGCUUGAUGCUCAGGAGUACGAUUUUAUAGUGUUACCAAAUGCCUUCAUGAUCCACAUGCCCCACGCGCCCAGCUUUGACAUCUCAAAGUUUCGCUCCAGUCCGAGUUACCGCUACUGCUUGACGACUCUGAAGGACGAGUUCCACCAAGACCUUUCUCGAAAGUACGGUUCUGCUGCUCUCAAGUACCUCACAGCACAGAGGAACAUCUAAACACUGUUUCAAAUGUACUUUAGCACACAGGAGAAUGGCUCGGUCUAGUCAUUUGAGGCUCAACAGCCAACAUGCUGCUCUGCUACAUGUCACGGUGUCUAGAGGAACGAAGCUGAAGCCCACGUCUCUGCUGAAGACUAUGAAAUCAGAGCUUUAAUUCUUCUUUUUGAUAAGUCAUACAGCAGAGAACUGUGAAAACCAAUGACAUCAGCAACACACCCAUCAGACUGGUGGUGAAAACUCGACCAAACAUGCUUGAACUGCUUAAAAGCGUAAAUGGUUGAUGUAUGUUUGUGAUGACCUACUUGCUUUAUAGCCUAAAACGAAUGGUCAUGAUAAAGACCUUUUUUGACAAUCAGGGCUUUUUCUUCACUAAAGAUCUACGGCUAGCGGUCCAUGGCACAACACAGCUUUGAACCUGGCUGAGAGCAUUCGAUGGAGUAUCAAAAGGACGAGAAAUUAAUGAGCUUUCCAAAGACUCUUCUGCUGGACUGAAGUGUGGGGAGGCCAUCAAGACGAGGGACUUUAAAGCCUUAUAAUUUCACUGAUAUUUAAAACAUUAAAAAAUAUUUUUCUUUGUUUUUAAUGAAUACAAAACAAUUUAUGAACAACGACCUACAGCCUAUGUAUGUUUUACAAUAUAAAAUCGAAAAUCACAUUAUUUUUUAAUUUAGAAACACUGAUUUGCUUGUAGCGAAAGAAGGUUGAAUGGUUGAUAGGGGUGCGAGGGAGUAUUUUGUGCAGUUUCGGGAGUCCCGGAUGAAGGUUUAGGUGAGAAAUGAUCAGUGUGUGUAACUGCUGCAUUUAUAAUUGUCACAAAUGGCACAUAUUAAUAUGACGUGCUUAAACAUACAACAUCAUAGCUUAUACCAGGAUGCUUUCCUGCCCUAAACUCAAAUCACUUUUUUCACUUAAAAAAAUUGCACUACAUACUGUUACAAAAAAACAAACAAAAAACAUGAUUAAAUGUACAUUUGCAUUGAGAUCCACUCGAGGGACCAUUAAAAACAGGAGCCAUCCAUUGCAGAAGUUUCUCACAGACUGAAUAUUUUGUUGUCCGGUAUAAAACACUUCCUGUUGUUGAAAACAAUAUUUAUCGUGUAAAAUGUCACUUUCUGGUCAGCCCUGAAAUAAGUAUCCAAUGUCCAAUUCAACAUCAGUCACUCAAAGAUGUAUUUGUAAAAAAAAAAA